Phoenix dactylifera (date palm) is the source of this 5212-nucleotide messenger RNA. RefSeq names its product Transducin/WD40 repeat-like superfamily protein. Lineage: Eukaryota; Viridiplantae; Streptophyta; Magnoliopsida; Arecales; Arecaceae. Gene Ontology annotation, biological process: autophagosome assembly. Gene Ontology annotation, molecular function: protein binding. The record is from RefSeq and is a predicted model, not a curated record.
UUUCUUUUUCUUCAGUCAAACUCGUCGUUGGAUCUCCUCUCAGUUCGACCCCUUCCACCCACCGGAUUGACGGAGAUCUCCCAUCGAAUCCCUUCGAUUCUUGGCGGGAUAUGAGAGAUCUGGCCCUCCUCGAUCGAUCCGGCGAGGGUUUUGGCCUCAAAGAAAGAGAAGGAACGGGGAGGUGAAGGACUCGCGGCCGAUCCGCGAGGAGGAGGAAGAGAGGAAAAGGAGAGAGAUCGGUAGAUAGGGGCCAAGAUGAUGGAGUGGACGACGGUGCAGCAUUUGGACCUGAGGCACGUCGGCCGUGGCCUCAAGCCCCUCCAGCCCCAUGCCACCGCCUUCCACCCCACCCAGGCCAUUGUUGCAGUGGCCAUCAGGACCUACAUCAUAGAAUUUGAUGUACUUUCAGGAAGCAAAAUUUCUUCAAUUGACAUUGGUUCACGUGUUGUACGUAUGUCAUACAGUCCUACCAGCGGACAUGCUGUAAUUGCUAUCCUUGAGGAUUGUACAGUCCGAUCCUGUGAUUUUGAUACUGAACAGACCCUUGUGCUACACUCUCCUGAAAAGAGGAGCGAGCAAAUUUCUGCAGAUACAGAAGUCCAUCUUGCAUUGACACCUCUCCAACCUGUUGUUUUUUUUGGUUUCCAUAAACGGAUGAGUGUGACAGUUGUUGGUACAGUUGAAGGGGGAAAGCCACCUACAAAAAUAAAGACUGAUCUUAAAAAGCCUAUUGUCAACCUUGCCUGCCAUCCUCGUCUUCCUGUCCUGUAUGUAGCUUAUGCUGAUGGCUUGAUUCGAGCUUACAAUAUUCAGACAUAUGCUGUCCAUUAUACCUUACAACUUGAUAAUACAAUCAAGCUCCUUGGUGCUGGUGCUUUUGCCUUUCAUCCUACCUUGGAGUGGAUAUUUGUUGGUGAUAGGAGGGGUACCCUUUUGGCUUGGGAUGUAUCAACAGAGCGACCAUAUUUAAUUGGAAUUACACAGGCAGGUUCCCAUCCUGUAACAUCUAUUUCAUGGCUCCCCAUGCUACGGUUGCUUGUCACUGUGAUGAAGGAUGGGGCACUACAUGUUUGGAAGACACGUGUGACAGGCAAUUCCAACAGACAGCCAACACAAGCAAAUUUUUUUGAGCAUGCAGCAAUUGAAACCAUCGACAUUACUCGGAUUUUAUCUCUUCAGGAUGGAGAAGCUGUUUAUCCUUUACCACGAAUCAAAAGUUUGUCAGUUCAUCCAAAGUUAAAUCUAGCAGCACUACUAUUUGCAGACAUGUCAAGUGGUGAUAAUUUGAAAAACAAGGGUGCAUACACAAGAGAAGGAAGGAAACAGCUCUUUGCAGUUCUCCAAAGUGCAAGGGGUUCUACUGCUGCCGUCUUGAAGGAGAAGCUUUCAGUUUUAGGUUCAUCAGGAAUUUUGGCAGAUCAUCAGCUCCAGACACAGCUGCAAGAACAUCACUUGAAGGGCCAAAGUCAGCUAACCAUUUCGGAUAUUGCACGGAAGGCAUUCCUUCACAGCCAUUUCAUGGAGGGGCAUGCCAAAAGUGGCCCAAUAUCUCGGUUGCCCCUCAUUACAAUCUCAGAUGCGAACCAUCAACUGCGGGAUGUUCCUGUUUGUCAGCCUUUUCAUUUGGAGCUGAAUUUCUUCAAUAAAGAGAAUCGUGUCCUUCAUUAUCCUGUUAGAGCAUUUUAUCUAGACGGUUUCCACCUAAUGGCUUAUAAUAUCUCUUCUGGAGCGGAUAAUCUAUACAAGAAACUUUAUUCAACGAUUCCUGCAAAUGUUGAAUGCCUUCCCCAAAGCAUGCUCUACAGUUCAAAGAAACACUUUUUUCUAGUUGUUUUCGAAUUGAGUGGUGCUAAUAGUGUUCUGCAUGAAGUUGUUCUUUAUUGGGAACAGACAGAUCCACAGUCAGUUAAUAAUAAAGGAAGUUCAAUAAAAGGGCGAGAUGCAGCACUUAUGGGUCCAAAUGAAAAUCAAUAUGCUAUUCUGGAUGAAGAUAAAAGUGGUCUUGCUCUGUAUAUUCUGCCAGGGGUGGCUUCUCAAGAAGUCAGUGAUAGUAAUGGCGCACUUGAUGCAAAGUCAUUUUCUGAUACUGGAGUUGUUUCAAACCAAGGGCCACUGCUGUUUGUUUUUGAAACAGAGGUUGACCGCAUAUUUUCAUCUCCACUAGAGUCAACCAUCUUGUAUGUUAUUUCUGGAAACCACAUUGGGUUGGCCAAGUUGCUUCAGGGAUACCGUCUAUCAGCUGAUGAUGGACGGUACAUUUCAACAAAAACUGAAGGGAAGAAGUUUAUUAAGUUGAAACCAAAUGAGACUGUUUUCAAGGUUCGCUGGCAAGAGACUCUUAGGGGUCAUGUUGCUGGCAUAGUGACAAGCCACAGGGUACUAAUUGCUUCUGCUGAUCUAGAUAUACUGUCCAGCAGUUCAAGCAAGUUUGAUAAAGGACUCCCAUCAUUCCGAUCCCUUCUAUGGGUUGGCCCUGCACUCAUUUUUUCAAGUGCGACUGCUAUUAGUGUUCUUGGAUGGGAUAGCAAAGUUCGGACCAUUCUUUCUAUCAAUAUGCCCUGUUCUGUGUUGAUCGGUGCCUUGAAUGAUCGCCUAUUGUUUGUGAACCCAACAGAGAUAAAUCCUAGACAGAAAAAAGGGGUUGAAAUAAGAAGCUGUCUUGUGGGACUUCUUGAGCCUCUUCUCAUUGGAUUUGCAACUAUGCAGCAAUACUUUGAACAGAAACUUGAUCUCUCAGAAGUCUUAUACCAAAUAACAUCAAGGUUUGACAGUUUGCGUAUUACUCCAAGGUCUCUUGAUAUAUUGGCAAAAGGCUCCCCUGUUUGUGGAGAUCUUGCUGUAUCACUAUCCCAAGCAGGUCCUCAAUUUACACAGGUGCUGCGCUGCAGUUAUGCUAUCAAGGCUCUCCGUUUUUCUACUGCUUUAUCAGUUUUAAAGGAUGAAUUCCUGCGUUCUAGAGAUUAUCCUCAGUGUCCUCCUACUUCGCAGUUGUUCCAUCGCUUUCGACAGUUGGGAUAUGCUUGUAUCAAGUAUGGUCAGUUUGACAGUGCCAAAGAGACUUUUGAGGUCAUUGGCGAUUAUGAAAGCAUGCUUGAUUUGUUCAUAUGCCACUUGAAUCCUAGUGCCAUGCGACGCCUUGCUCAGAAAUUGGAGGAAGCUGCUACAGAUUCUGAGCUCAGACGAUACUGUGAAAGAAUCUUAAGAAUCCGUUCAACUGGAUGGACACAAGGUAUCUUUGCUAAUUUUGCUGCUGAAAGCAUGGUACCUAAAGGUCCAGAGUGGGGUGGUGGAAACUGGGAGAUCAAAACACCAAUUAUUAUGAAGGAUAUACCUCAAUGGGAGCUCGCCGGGGAAGUGAUGCCAUACAUGAAGACCAGUGAAGGGCCUAUCCCAUCCAUGAUUGCAGAUCAUAUAGGUGUUUACUUGGGUGCUGUGAGGGGAAGAGGCAAUGUGGUGGCAGUAAGUGAAAAGAGCUUGGUUAAAGCAUUCACAGCAGCGAGUGGUGAAAACGUGUCUCUCACCUCAUUUGAACCAUCAAAGCAGACCAAGGAUGGUGAUUCAAUGGGCGAUACAUUGGCAAAGCAAUUGACAGGCCCUGCUGCUGCUGGAGAUGAGCAGGCAAAAGCAGCGGAAGAGUUCAAGAGAUCUUUAUAUGGUGUUGUUGAUGGUGGCAGUAGUGAUGAAGAUGAAGCAACAUCGAAAACCAAAAAGAUACAGAUACGAAUACGUGACAAGCCUGCUGCACCUGCAGUGGAUGUCGACAAACUUAAAGCAGCCACCAAACAGUUAGGUUUGGGCCCUCCAAUGAGGACUAGGUCAUUAUCAGGACCAGCUCAAGAUCCUUCGAUGAUAUUACCACAGACAGCCCCUGUUACUACAGCAAUUGCACCAGCUACUGCCACAGAUAUGUUUGGAACUGAUGCUUUAUCAGCACAAUCCCCAUCGCAAUCUGGCCCAAUGGUUGCGGGCAUGGGUGUGUCAGCUGGACCUAUUCCAGAGGACUUUUUCCAGAAUACCAUUUCAUCACUCCAAAUUGCAGCUACACUGCCCCCUGCUGGAGCAUUCGUAUCAAGAGCUGAUCAACGUGCUCAAGUAACGACGGAGAACAACUUAGUUUCUAAUCAGAAUGUGAUGACUGAUAUUGGCCUUCCGGAUGGUGGAGUCCCACCUCAAGCAUCACAACAGCCUCAAGUGCUACAACAGCCUCAAGUGCCACAACAGCCUCAACUUGGGGCAACUGGACUACCUGAAGUUGGCGUUCCCCAACAGUCUCAAGCUCUUCCUCCUCGGAUUCCUGUCUCUUCGCAGCCAAUUGAUCUCAGUUCUCUUGAAGUUCCGGGUUCGAAUGCUACGAAAUCCUCUCCUACUGCCCCAACUGCACCUACUGCUGUGCGCCCGGGCCAGGUACCCCGUGGUGCUCCUGCUUCUGUAUGCUUCAAGACUGGUCUUGCUCACCUUGAGCAGAACCAACUUCCUGAUGCAUUAUCUUGUUUGGAUGAAGCUUUCUUGGCUCUUGCCAAAGAUCAAUCCCGUGGAGCUGAUAUCAAAGCCCAAGCGACUAUUUGUGCCCAGUACAAAAUUGCUGUGGCAUUACUGCAGGAGAUUUCUCGCCUCCAAAAGGUCCAGGGUCCUGGUGUACUUAGUGCUAAGGAUGAGAUGGCAAGGUUGUCUCGCCAUCUUGCUUCUUUGCCCCUCCAAGCAAAGCACCGCAUCAACUGCAUAAGAACUGCCAUCAAACGGAACAUGGAAGUGCAGAACUAUGCUUACGGAAAGCAGAUGCUCGAUCUCCUCCUCUCGAAGGCACCACCAACCAAGCAGGAUGAGCUGAGGAGCUUGAUCGAUAUGUGCGUCCAGAGGGGGCUGUCAAACAAAUCCAUCGACCCAUUUGAAGAUCCUUCUCAGUUUUGUGCUGCGACACUCAGUCGCCUGUCUACCAUAGGACAUGACAUUUGUGACCUAUGUGGCGCAAAAUUCUCUGCUCUUUCAACACCUGGAUGCAUUAUCUGUGGUAUGGGAAGCAUUAAGAGAUCAGAUGCUCUUGCAGGGCCUGUUCCCUCACCGUUCGGGUAAUAUAAAUUUGCGUAAUUUUGUACGAGUCACUUGCACAAGAUGUUCUUGUAUGAUUUCAUUAUACCUAUCAUGGUUUUUUUGGCUGUAAACAUCAGAGAUGCAUUUCUGUGGCUUAUAUGAAAUUGAUUUGUUUGUUACUAUA